Messenger RNA from Brugia malayi, 930 nucleotides. RefSeq lists its product as uncharacterized. Gene Ontology annotation, cellular component: cyclin-dependent protein kinase holoenzyme complex; nucleus. The coding region runs from base 1 to 930 and encodes 309 amino acids. Gene Ontology annotation, biological process: regulation of cyclin-dependent protein serine/threonine kinase activity. NCBI's taxonomy places the organism in Eukaryota, Metazoa, Nematoda, Chromadorea, Rhabditida, Onchocercidae. The transcript has 6 exons. Gene Ontology annotation, molecular function: cyclin-dependent protein serine/threonine kinase regulator activity; protein kinase binding. The record is from RefSeq and is a predicted model, not a curated record.
AUGCCACCAGUGUCGCUGUCGUUCAAGCGCUUACAACAACGCUUGCGAAGAUCUCUUUGUUAUGGGAGUCGUCAAAUGAAGUCGUUGCCGCUUCCACUUUCCGAACUUGCAAUGGACUAUUUCGAUAGGCAUUGUCCGUAUGAUUACAUGAGCAUGGAUUCAGCAACCUCUUUAUCACGUCAUGGAUGUGUGGACGCUUGUACAUUUUUAAUAGCAAUGGUUUAUCUUGAUCGUAUACGAACUGCUGAUAAAACUUGUUUUGAAUCUUCUGACCCGGGCGAAUUAUAUCUUUCAGCUCUUAUAAUUUCAAGCAAAUAUCUUCAUGAUGUAGGACAACGGGAAUUCGUUUACAAUGACGAGUGGGCUGCAUUAGCCAGUAUCUCUUUGAAACGAGUCAAUGAAAUGGAGCUGAGCGUUCUAGAUGCUAUUCAUUGGAACACCAAUGUAAGUUAUGUUGAAUUUGUGCAGAUAUUAGAAGAAGUGGAAGUAUGGGUAGCAAAGGAUAGCCUAGAAAAACGCGGGUUUUGUACUUAUAAUGAAAUAGCUAUACUUCUGUCGAAGGCAAGUAUCAUAUCUGAUUGCGUUAAGCUUUUAAUGUUAUCACUUGCUGCAUUUACUUUUGUUUAUUCUACUGCGAUUAUUUCACUUCUUAUAUUUCCUCAUAUUGCGAUAUCAACAAGUAUUCAACACAACUUGGUAAAAAACGAUAGAUAUAUAUUGUCUGCCAGCCCCACUGUUGAUAACGUGACGCAACAAAAGAUAGUUACUUCUUCUCUUAUACCUAAUAAUUUUUACGGCUGGUACAUAUCCCAUGUUCAUCGUGUUUUUUGCUCCUUAUUAACGUCAAAUAUUGCUAUUAAAUAUAAUAUGCUCUUCAAUCGAACUACUUUUUGGGAAGACGCUUUAUCAGUAUACGGUUUACACAGCUGA